Messenger RNA from Nerophis ophidion (straightnose pipefish), 3504 nucleotides. RefSeq names its product oocyte zinc finger protein XlCOF22-like. Gene Ontology annotation, molecular function: DNA-binding transcription factor activity, RNA polymerase II-specific; RNA polymerase II cis-regulatory region sequence-specific DNA binding. Bases 324 to 1940 code for a protein of 538 amino acids. Gene Ontology annotation, cellular component: nucleus. NCBI's taxonomy places the organism in Eukaryota, Metazoa, Chordata, Actinopteri, Syngnathiformes, Syngnathidae. The transcript has 2 exons. The record is from RefSeq and is a predicted model, not a curated record. Gene Ontology annotation, biological process: regulation of transcription by RNA polymerase II.
CAACUAUUACUCUUUGGCCCCGCCCCUAAGGACGCAUGCGUUGCGUGGAGGACAUGCGGGUCGCAGCAAAGUCCUCCUUUACUCCACAAACGCUUCUGAGCCUCGGCAGAUCUACUAACUCCGUGUCAGCAUCAACUCCACUCGUCUCACUCAACUUUGGACAUUAUUAGGCCCGCUUAGUUUGUUUGUUGUUUUAGCGCGCUAGUUAGCUUAGCAUGCUAGUUAGCUUAGCUUGUUAGCUGCUAACAAAGAGACGCGGAUUUGAUCAACACAUCGCUUGGUUAAGAUCAAGUGUGAGAGUAAAGUGUUGUGAUUGUGUGAAAAUGUGCGAAAGAACGAUAGCAAAGUAUGAGGAGGAACUUUGUUGUGUGAAAAUGUGUGAAAGAACGAUAGCAGAGUACAAAGAGGAACUUUCUCGUACAAAAGAAGAGAACGAGAGACUACGUCAACUACUGGAGGCUGUUUUCAAGAAACCUCAAGUUGUGUUACACAGAACAGACUUCAAUGAAGCACAUCGUCCUCGUGAGCAGGAGGAGGAACCACAGUCCCCCAACAUACACGAGGAAGAAGAGGUACCACAGUCCCAACACAUCAAAGAGGGAGGAGAAGAGCCACAGCCCCCCCACAUUAAAGAAGAAGACGAGACGCCACAGACCCAUAAUGUUAAACUGACCCUUCACAUUAAAGGGCAAGCGGAGGACCCACUGAUCUUACACAUCAAAAAUGAAGAGGAAGACCUACUGACCCCUCACUAUAAGGAGCAAGAGAACCUGCUGACCCCUCACAUUAAAAAGGAAGAGGAUGACCCACAGACCGCCUACUUUAAAAAGGAAGAGGAGGACCAAGAGCCACCGUACAUUAAAGAGGAAGAGGAGGAAGAGGGCAUCAGUCAGCCUAAAUGGUUGGAGGAGUUCCCAGUGACUGGUGUCCCUGUGAAGAGUGAAGAUGAUGAGGUGAAAGGUGAAAGUGAGGAGAGGGGAGGGGGGGAGCCUCCAAGCAGCAGCUCAACACAACACAUGACAACAGAAGCUGAUGGAGACCACUGUGGAGGAUCACAAGCAGACAAGCUCUUAGCUCCACUAUCAGAUAGUGAGGACACAACGUCACACUCUCCUGACACUGAUGAUGAAGACUCUAAAGAUGAUAAGACAUGUCACACUGACAACACUCACUUCGCAUGUUCUCACUGUCACAAAACCUUUAAAUACCAUUGUGAUCUGAAAAGACACAUGAGAACACACACUGGAGAAAAAACUUUUAUUUGUUCAACCUGUGGUAAAGGUUUUACACAAAAUCAUAAUGUGAAAAUACACAUGAGAACACACACUGGUGAAAAAACUUUUUCUUGUUCACUAUGUGGUAAAGGUUUUACACAAAGUCAGAAUUUGAAAAGACACAUGAGAACACACACUGGUGAAAAACCUUUUUCCUGUUCAACCUGUGGUAAAGGUUUUACAGUAGGUCAGAGUUUGAAAAUACACAUGAGAACACACAUUGGUGAAAAACCUUUUUCCUGUUCAAUAUGUAGUAAAGGUUUUACUAGCAGUCAAUGUUUGAAAGAACACAUGAAAACACACACUGGUGAAAAACCUUUCUCCUGUUCAAUCUGUGGUAAAUGCUUUACACAAGGUCAACAUUUGAAAAGACACAUUAAAACACACACUGGUGAAAAAUCACAUUCCUGUUCAAUCUGCAACAGAAGCUUUUGUGACCGGUCAAUGCUUGUAAGACACAAGAGAACACACACUGGUGAAAAGUCACAUUCCUGUUUAAUCUGCAACAGAAGCUUUUUUCAACGAUCAAACCUUGUAAGACACAAGAGAACACACACUGGAGAAAAACCUUUUUCCUGUUCAACCUGUGGUAAAGGUUUUACACAAAGUACAGAUGUGAGAGUACACAUGAGAACACACACUGGUGAAAAAUCACAUUCCUGUUGAAUCUGCAACAGAAGCUUUUGUGACGAUCAACCCUUGUAGCACACAUGAGAAGACACCCAGGAGAGAAAGUGUUGAGUUGCAGUGUGUGUGGUGAAAUAUUGUCUUCUAAGUACCAGUGUAAGAAACACAAGUGUGCUGGUGAGAACAGCAGCAGCAAAUGAAACUGCAGGAUUUGAAAUAAACUGUCCAGACUUUCAUUUUGACUUUCUAACAACAUCAGCACAUAUAACAUGUGUGACAUUGUUGUUUGUCUAACAAUCUGGUUAAUAUGCGCCUACAUUUAUAGAUUAGAUAUUUUAUAUUUAUAUUUAUAUAUUUAUAUUUUAUAUUUAUAUUAUAUGUGUUGGAUCCGCUUUGGACUGGACUCUCGCGACUGUGUUGGAUCCAUCUUUCACAGUAUCAUGUUUUCAUAUGUUCUCAUAGUCAUCAGUAUCAUCAGUAUCACGGUAUCAUGUUCUCAUAGUCAUCAUUGUCACCGACGUCCCACUGGGUCAUUAUUGUCACCGAUGUCCCACUGGGUGUGAGUUUUCCUUGCCCUUAUGUGGGCCUACCGAGGAUGUCGUGGUGGUUUGUGCAGCCCUUUGAGACACUAGUGAUUUAGGGCUAUAUAAGUAAACAUUGAUUGAUUGAUUGAUAUUAAUGCUUUUUUCAGUCAAGCACAUGCAUUAAUAUCCAACUUUGUGUACUUUUAUUAAAAAAUGGACAGAACCAUUUGAGUAAAAAAGUGAGAGUAAACAGUAAAAUACAUAUUUUACAUGCAAUAAACAUGUGUGUAUGUAUACACACACACACACACAUAUAUAUAUAUAUAUAUAUAUAUAUACAUACUGUAUAUUCAUCAUACAAUUUUAGACCUAUUUAUAUGAAAUAUUGAAGUGUGACAUAUUUGUAUUUGUAAUUGUUAAUAAUCCCAUAGAUUAUCACCUUUAUAUGAUAUACAUAUGUACUGGUUCACAUCUGAAACAUCUUCUGGACCACUUCAGGAAGCAUAUUAUUAUUUACUUUAUACAUCAUUUAAACAGUUGUCUUUUAUACAAUUUUAAAAUGUGUGUCUUUUUGAAUCAUUUGUUGGGUCUCUAUAAUCUAUUUUAUUCAUUAUCGUUAUUACUCUGUAUUAUGAUGGUUGUGUUGUGAUUGUUUUAUAUGUAUGUCCCCGGACCUUUAUGCAAUAUACAAGUGAGAGAAAAUAGCUGAUUUUUAUUUUGUGAAAGGACGGUUUUGUUUUCACAAACUUACAUAUGUGGAUAUAUCAAAUAAAUCCAGUAUUGUGUUUUCAACGUUUUUUUCAAUGUUUUUUUUUCUUUUUCAACAUCCUCAAAACAACAUCAAUAUCAGUCAAAGUUUGAAGUGUCAGACAAAAGCCAAUAUUGUACAUCAUCCCACAGAGAUUUACUUUGCAUACAUUCUUAAAAUAAACUGUUUAUUGUGAUUCCCAGUCACAGAACCAACAAAUGUUGUAUCUAAUUGCAAAACAACAUCCAAAAUAUUUUAAGUGGUCAAUUCCGUCUUGGAAAGAAUGGAAACUUUAAGUUAUGAGUAUGUUUUUGUUCCAGAGAAAAUAAGA